UUUCAUGUUCUUCAUUACCAUAUUUUCUAUUUAACUGCCAUGUGUUCAUAACGUUCAUUUGUCCGCAUUAAAAAUUUGUGUUUUUAUUAACAUUGAAAUACUGAAUAGGUACGCGAAGUGAAUACAAUCGAAACUGAGUGAUCCACAGUGAAAAUGCACGUUGACGUGAAUACUAGGAGUAAAAAUGGUAACCUGAAAGUGGAGUUGACAGAUAGAUUCUAUGUCAGUUAUGCAGUUUUUUAUGUGAUGGGAAUAUUGAUGAACGUACCAUACCAUUUCUAUAUCAAUGCCAUAGGUUAUUGGAUGUUCAAAUUCGAAUCAUCUGGACCCAGACAUAGAUCAUUUCCCUUAAGGCCAACAGAUUUCCCUCACGGAUCUUCACAUCAAAUAUCCGUGACAAACAAAUAUGUACGUGAACAACUUUGGGCCACUUCUGAAAACUAUUUAUUGACACUUAAUGAAACAACACCACUUCAAACCAAUUUCGCUUCAAGUUUCAGUAUAGUUGCUAGAGGUUCGAUGCUUGUGUCCAUCCUGGUAGUCACUUAUUUUUCAAAUCGGUUUCCACCCGCUGAGAAAAGGAUCAUAUUUGCUCUCAGUGUUAUCUUCAUUCUGUUUGGCAUUAGCACAGUUUUAACUCGAGUGGACACAUCUGGAAAAACUGAGCUAUUUUUUGCUGUGUCAAUCAUCAUAACUACUUUAAUGAACUUUUUCAGCGCAACAGCAAUUAUAUCUGCAUUUCAACUACUGAAGAAUUUUCCUACUUCCUACUAUCCUGCACUUCACUCAGGACACUCCAUAUGUGGCGUAAUCGCUUCUCUUUUUCAAGUGAUACUCAUCAGCACCAGAAUGUCUUCUCAAAGUAAUGGGACAUACUACUUUGGAUUCGGAACGCUCAUUAUAUUUAUCUCUACGCUGUUCAUGACAAUGGUCAAUAAAAAAUCAAGAUACUUUAUAUAUCGAGUAAAUACGACAAGAAUGAUUAUGGAUGAAAACUGGACUGCAAAUAAUGUAUCUAACAGAACCAGAGAAAAACUUGUAUCAGGGCUCUUGAGAACGAAAUGGUACUAUGCAUCCUUUCUUUUCGUACAGGGAUCAACUGCCAUGAUUUUUCCAGGAUUUACUGCUCUGGUCGUCUCUGAAAACAUGCACGGAACUACUUGGGAAAAAUUAUAUUUUCGGCCAGUAGUAUCUUUUCUGACAUUCAAUGCUUUCAAUUUAAUUGGCAGAGAGGCUGCGAAAAUAGUGAAAACUCCAAAACAUGGAAUUCACGUGAUGAUACCAGCGUUACUGCGAGUCGCACUAGUGCCUUUGAUUAUAUUUUGUAAUGCCCAUCCAAGGAGACAUUUGCCAGUAUUUUUUGGAGAUGAGUGGUAUAUCACGUUUCUUGCUAUCUUCGCAUUCACUGAAGGAAUCAUUGUAAACAUUAGUUUCCUGGUUAUAUCUUC
This is a messenger RNA of Leptinotarsa decemlineata (Colorado potato beetle), 1448 nucleotides long. Its product is annotated as equilibrative nucleoside transporter 1. Lineage: Eukaryota; Metazoa; Arthropoda; Insecta; Coleoptera; Chrysomelidae. Gene Ontology annotation, biological process: nucleoside transmembrane transport. The record is from RefSeq and is a predicted model, not a curated record. Gene Ontology annotation, molecular function: nucleoside transmembrane transporter activity. Gene Ontology annotation, cellular component: plasma membrane.